CUCAACUCCUUUACUCUUUCUUUCCAUCCUCUCUCUCUCUCUCUCUCAUCCCCAAAAACACACAUUUAUUGAAGCUCCAUACUACUCUUGUGAACUUGAUCAAUCAUACAUUCAUUAAUGGCUUUCUUUUGGUCAUCAUUCUUGGCACUCUUCAUACUUUUCAUGGCUUCUCACUCCUCACUAGCCUUACAAUCCCAACCAGAAACACAGUUUUCAAGCAUAUCAGCCGCACCUGCAUUUCUCCCAGGUGCUCCUCUCUCUUCCUCUCCAACCCCAUCUCCUGAUAUUUCUCCAUUGUUUCCAUCUCCUGGUGGUGUGCCUCUCUCUCCCUCUGAGUCUUCUCUCCCCACUAUCCCAUCGAGCCAGAGUCCGCCGGACCCGGACGUCGAUGUUGCUCCUGAUCAACCAGACCUGGCUCUUGCUCCAUCAGGCUCUCUCCCAGUUUCCCAUGCAGUUUCUGUCACUUCAUCUCUGCCUAUAAAUGUAAUGUUUUUUCUUGGCUUGCUGGUUUGGUCUGGUGUGUAAGUGUAAUGCAGAUUCUUGUGAUGAUUGCGGAGGAAAACAAAAAAAAGGAGAAAUGGUGGUGGGGAAAUUCAAUUAUUGUAACUAGUGGUUUACACUUUAUGUUUGUAAACUAUAUUUUUUUUCUUUCAGUUUAAUAGUUAUUUAGUGUGAUGUUUGGUAAAUGCAGGUUGGUGGAAUUGUUAAUUUCAUAUGGAUUGUGAUUAGGAUAGUAUUGUAUCCAAAAGAGUGUUUGAAAAAUAAAAGUUGUAAUUUUGGUCAUGUA
Molecule: messenger RNA, 787 nt
Organism: Malus domestica (apple)
Lineage: Eukaryota; Viridiplantae; Streptophyta; Magnoliopsida; Rosales; Rosaceae
Product: classical arabinogalactan protein 26-like
Source: RefSeq, a predicted model, not a curated record